AAAAAAAAAAAAAAAAAAAAAAAACAAAAAAAAAAACAGCAGAAGAGGAAGUGGGAAUGAGGAAGUCAGUGGAAAAUAUGACUUAAAAUGUGGCAGAAAUGUAGAAGUAACAUUGCUGACUUUGAAGAAGAAAGAAAGGAGCUUCUAGAGGUUGGAAAAGCAAGGAAUCAAAUUUUCUUCUAGUGUUUUCCAAAAGACAUACAGUUUUCCAUACACCUUGCUUUUAGUCCAAUGAGACUCAUGCCAGACUCCUGAACUACAAAACUAUAGUUCAUGAUACAUUUGUGUCAUUUUAAGCUGUGAAGUUUGUGGUAAUUUUUUAUAGUGAGUAUAGGACGCUAAUAUAUUCUGCUUCUAAAAACGGGAGGUAUUUGUAUGUUUUAAGAACAUAUGAACAUUUUAAUCCAUUAUUGAGGAAACGAAAAGAGGCUAUAUUAAUGAGAAGAUAUGUGAUAUUUAAAAUAUUUAUACUAUGAAUAUACAGUAUUAUAAACAUAUCAAAUAUUUCUAUAUUGACAAAAAGAUUCAAUGCAAUCUAAAAGCUUGUGUGUGUGUGUGUGUGUGUGUGUGUGUGUGUGUGUGUUGCCAAUUAAGAACUGCUUAUGAAACUUUCUUGGCAAUGCUAAGUACCAAGAAUGGCUAAAAAAUAAAUAAAAAUAAAUAAUUGGAGGGUUUACCUUCCAAAAUCAAGUAUAUAGAAAAUCUCAGUUGUAUUUGUAUAGUAUUGGUGCAAGUUUACACAAAUACACUAAUUAAAGAAUACUGAACAUACAGAAAACUUCUUAUGCUUUUGAAAAUUCUAUCUGAACUGACUGAGUUUGAUUUGUCUUAGGCUGAAUCCCCUAGGAAUCUGAUAUCCACAGGUUACUACUGAAACCCCAAGAUACAUUCCAUCUCAAGGGAAAAUAGUUAAUACGGUUAGUCCUAUCCCUUUUGUGGGAAUAGAAAAUAGAGGGGCUCUGAUAACCUAUCAUCUUCUGGGAACAUGAGAAAAUGCAUAAAUAUUUUCAUUUUACCCCUUAAUAGAAUUUUCAUCAGCCUAAAGCUUUUACUUGCAUCCUUCUAAAUAGACACUUCCUACUAACCCUGUGAACCAGAAGAGAAGAGAGCCCAGUAAGUAGAAAACUGCCGGCAAUUAACAAGAAGAAAAACCCUACACUGGCUCUUUGAUUUUAUAAAAUAACAGAGACUUUACUUUAAUCAAUGUUCAAAUAGAGGUUGUGUCCUAGAGGACAUGGCCCUGGGAGAAAUAGGUUUUUAUGACACCAAUGAUUCUAUAAUAAGGAGAUAAAUAAUGGUAAGAGAAUAUUGAUUUCACGUGUAGACCAGCUAAUGUGACCAGUGCUGCAAAAGGUAACUCAGAAGAAAAGAGGGACUGGGUGUUGUGGUGCAUCCCUUUAAUCCCAGCAUUUUGGGAGGUUGAGGUGGGUGGAUUGCACCAGCUCAGGAGUUUGAGACUAGCCUGGGCCACAUGGUGAGACCUCGUCUCUAAAAAAAUACAACAAUUUUCUAGGCAUAGUGAUACAUAUCUGUAGCCCCAGCUACUCGGGAGGCUGAGAUGGGAGGAUCGCUUGAGCCUGGGAGACAGAGGCUGCAGUGAGCUAAAAGAGCUCUUUGGGUAGAAGAAAUGAGAUCAGAGUAGGAUUUGACUGAACCAACAAACCUUAGUUUGGAUGUUUUCUUUUGGCUUUCCUUCAUAGUUUUAAUAACUAGUUAUUAAUUUUUGUCACCUUUAAAUGUAUCCCCUGUAACCCCAGUGAAAGGUGCUUCCUGUCUGGAGGCAGUGAAUCAGUGCUCCAAGAAUCUGAGCUGCAAAUUAGCAUAAAUUAUAGAGACAUUUUGGUUUUUUUCACAGUUUGUUUUAGUCUACUACUUUUUAGACCACAAGAGAUCAUGUGACCACCAAUUUAGGGAGGACUUCAUGAAGACUCCACUGCUAUGUGUUAUCCCCAUAAGCUGCAUGCCAGUAGGAGUUCAGUCUGAAUCAGACCAGGAGAUGUAACUUGGAACAGACUUUCAUUCAGAGGAUUGACUUUUGGCAGUGAGAGCUAGUCACAUGUCUCCUAGGAAAAUAUAAUACGCCCACUUCAGCUAAUUAAUGACUGUCAGGGACAAAAUUAAGGGAGGGAAGCUCACCUAUGUAAAGCUUUGACUAGGGACUUGGCAGAUGUCACUAAAUCCUACUUGGGUUGAUCUACUCUUCCUUAUGAAGAAGGCUACAGAUCGUCACCAAACAAUAAUACAGAGCUGGCGUGAUAUUGCACAAAAUCCACUCUUUCCUUAAAAGCUUUUUGAAGGACUUUGUAAAUUUGUUGGGGAAGGUAAGACCCAAACCAUGGCUUAUGUUCUGGGGUGCCUCUCUAAUGUUGCGGUUCCCGGUAUCAUGACCCUGAUUCUCUUUCCUUUUCAAAAGUACUCUAUAAAAUAGGUCACACUAGCAAAGUUAAAACUCAAAGGGUGUUUUCAAUGCAAAAGCUGCCUUCAAGAGUGGGCUCUGUUUAGUACAAAGCUGGAGAUUCUCACAGAUGAGGUCCAAGCACUGGCAAGCCAGAACUGAAAACACUGGGGUAAAACUUCUUUUAUUAUUCUUUAUUUCAUCUUUAGAAGGUAUGAAUCUGCUCUGCUAGACUUUGCCUAGGACUAAUUCCCUUGGUGUUUUCUGUUAUGAAGGCAUUGUCAGACUCAUGGAGAGGUAAAGUGGUCUCCUUUACUAACAUCAGAGAUCCUCCAGAGUUUAGGACAUUGACUUUGAAGUCAUAAAUUAUGCUUUGAACUCACCGCUCUCUGCUUGAGUCAGAGUAAUGUUGUUCACUUGUCCCUUGUGUUUUCUGAUACAUACAUUUUCUCAUAUUAACGUUCCAGUAAACAUGUGCUCUGAACCAUAUUUCAAUCCCUCUGAAAUGAAACUCUACCAAAACACACAGCAUUGGAAUCUGCCUUUUCUUUUUUCUUCCCUUUUUAUUGAUUUUUCUUUUGUUUUAUGCACAUUCUUCAGUUUAUCAGACCCAUUGUCUGAAACAUGUUUGCUCUAUAAAAGUCAAUUGCUCCCCUUUUCUCAAAACUCAUUGUCAUCCAGCUUGAUAUUUUAAAUAUUUUUAUUAUUCUCUCUCUCCCUUCCGUGUCUCCCUACUCCUUUUCCUUAUACUUGUUUUUUUCCUGUCUUUAAAACCUGAAUCUAUCCUUAAUAAUCUGCAUUGAAAAAGAAAACCGGUUAAUUAUGUUUAAUCAUAUGAAAUUGCUGACCUACAAAAAUAAAACUAUUUCAUAGAUUUAUUAGUAAAUAUCUAAAGAAAUGAGGUGGGUCAUAUGCCAAAGAGAAGGGCAAAUGAAGGGUCUGAGGCCAAGAGAAGGGUUAGUUUUAGAGGUGCCAGCUCUUCCUGGGACAGGAGGUGCUUCAGUGUGGUUACACUGGAUGUGACAGUUGCAGCCCCCAACAAUGUUCCACACUGGCGGGGAACUGUAGGUUUCGUAGCCCAUUCUGACAGUUGGUUUGUCCUCAGGGCUCAAGAACCAGUGGAUCCCAGACUGAAGAGACCAUGUAUAACUUGAGUUGUUAUAACCCCAGUUCCUUUAUCUUUGUUGGAAUACCUGGCCUGGAGAAGUUCCACAUAUGGAUUGGGAUUCCCUUUUGUGUCAUCUAUGUUGUGGCUGUUGUGGGCAAUUGCAUCCUUCUCUACCUCAUUGCAGUUGAACACAGCCUUCAUGAGCCCAUGUUUUUCUUCCUCUCUAUGCUGGCCACCACAGACCUCAUCUUGUCCACUGCCACAGUGCCCAAACUGCUCAGUAACUUCUGGAUUGGCUCCCAAGAAAUAACCUUUUCUGGUUGUCUAACUCAGAUGUUCUUCCUCCACUUCAGCUUUGUGGUGGACUCAGCCAUCCUGCUGGCCAUGGCAUUUGAUCGCUAUGUGGCCAUCUGCUUCCCCUUGAGAUAUACCACCAUCCUGACUCCGCAAGUGAUUAUCAAGCUUAUGGUGAGCAUUGUUGUGAGAAGCUUCUCCAUCAUCCUACCAGAUGUUUUUCUGCUAAAACGGUUACCCUUUUGCAGGACACAUAUCAUCCCUCACACCUACUGUGAGCACAUAGGUGUUGCUCAGCUUUCAUCUGCAGACAUCUCCAUCAACAUCUGGUAUGGGUUUGCUGUAUCUCUCAUGACUGUCAUCUCAGAUGUGAUCUUCAUUGCUGUUUCCUAUGCCUUCAUCCUUUGUGCUGUAUUCCAACUCUCAUCCCAGGGUGCCCGCCAAAAAGCCCUCAGCACCUGUGGUUCCCAUGUCUGUGUCAUCCUCAUGUUUUACACCCCUGCCUUCUUCUCCAUCCUUGCUCAUCGCUUUGGGCACAGUGUUCCUCAAAAUGUGCUUAUCCUGUUUGCCAACCUCUAUGUGGCCAUCCCUCCUGCUCUAAAUCCUAUUGUUUAUGGAGUGAAGACAAAGCAGACACAGGACAAAUUUAUUCUCCUCUUCUCUUUGAAGAAGUCACAAUGAGUGGACACUGAAGGAAAAAUGUAUGUAAAAUUGAUUUGGUGAAAUUUUGUGUAACAUAGGGCAGCAUAAAGAUAAAGCUGUAACUCUUAUUAAUUUGAAAUUUCAACAUUCUACCUAUGUGCAAAGUAUAGGCAAGAGGGAGAGGGGAGAGAGAAAAAUCUUAUAAACUUCUAGAAAAUAAAGGACUUCUUUGGUUUAGUUUUUUUCACCACUUGUGUGAAGAAGCUGACGACGAAUACAGUAGAGCACUAAAACUAAAGCUUAUAUCUUUCCUAAUGCUAAUCUUAGUAUAUUUGAAGGAUGCAUAUUUUCUAACAUGGAAAUGCACCCCCGUGUUUCUCAGCUUAUGAAUUAAAGGUAAAGCCUCUUGCCUUCCCUUGUUAAGUAGUUAUCAAUCCUCUCUACUAUAAUUCUCAAACAUAUGGCUUCACACUUCUUUAGUCCAGAUUCUAUACAUUAUUAAUGCUUCCUUCUGUGCCCUUUACUUUCUCCCCUUAUCCAUCUCUUAUUACAUAGAGUUGCUUAUAUUUUGUGUAUUUAAUUGUAUGUUCCAAGAAAAUUCCAACCUUGGUUUUUCAUAACCCUAGACCUGUAUUUUAUAAGUAUUUAUAUAUUUAAUUAAGAAAAUAAUUAUGAGAGGGUAAUAUUAGUUAAUUUGGUUUACAGAUGAGGAAGCCAAAACAUAAAGAUUGCAGAAAGGUAAUUAAUAGAUCUACAGGAUCUAAAUCCAGGUCUGAAUGAUUCCAGACUCAACUCCUUAGCCAAUAACUUCCUGGGUAUCUACUCACAAAAAUGGUUUUCAAGCUUCUUAAACUUAAUUUCUCCAAAAUUUGCAUAGAAAUGUACUAUCUUCCUCUCUCUAAAAAAAAAAAAAAUAAAUAAAAAUAAAAAAACUCUUUCUUUUCUGUCUUCCUAAAUGACACUAUCAAAAACAGAAGUUUCCAAGCAAGAAAUCUAUCAUUUAUUCUUUAUUUCUCCUAAAUUACUCUCAAAGAAAAUUAAGUCAACGUUAGGUCUAUGAUUUGAGUCUGAGGUGGUUAUAAGUUAUUCCAGUGGAUACAUUCAUAACAUUCUUACCUUUAUUAUGGCUGUUGAGCUUGACUGGGCUCUAAUCUAUUAUCUGUCUCUCCGAAAGUAUUCCAAAAUCCUUUUGAAGGGGUUCCACUCUUGCUCCAUCCAAUCCACUUUCUCUAUAAAAGCCAGAGUGAUCAUUUUACAAUUCACAUAUGAUUAUGACACUUUGUACCUUGAAACUCUUCAAUGGUUCCAUUGUCCUCAGCGUCAUGCAUAAGUACUGUCCUUCCUUAGGGUCAUUGUAGGGAAUGCAAGACUUGAAUGAAAAGAGCGACCUUCUGUAAAACUAACAGCUUUGCACUUUAUUUACAUUUAUUUAUAUUUUAUUUUUGUUUAUUUACACUUUAUUUGCACUCCCCUGACUCUUAGAGAGAAUAAUUCCAGAAGUGAUAUUUUUCUUUUAUGUUAUCAUAUUCAGUGUCCUGUUUUUGUUUUUGUUUUGUUUUACAUAAAAUAAAACUUGGUGUGGGUGGAGAAUGUGUUGGGUGGAGUUGGGUAGGAUUUAUUCAAGCUCCUGUUAGGAAACUAUCCCAAGAUAACAACACCUAUUUCUUAAGAUCUCCACUGCAAAAGAAGACAUACAUUGCAUAUUAAAUUACUUGAGAGGAAGAAGUAAAGAGUAAAAUGGGUAUUCUGAGAUAAGAUCCUGUGUGUAUGUGAGUGUAUGAUAUGUGUGUGUGUGUGGUAUAUGUUGAUAUUUUCUUUGCUUCUGUAAUGCCCUGUAGCCAGAAAAGACACAUGUAGAGGCUGCUUCAUUUAUGCCACUAUUAAAAAUUGGCAUAUUUAUUUGCUUAUAUUUUUAUCUGCCCACAGCUAUGUUAUUGAUGCAGAAUUUUUCUCAGCCACUUUUGCCAGCUGGGGACCUCUGGAUGGUGAUGCCCCUGCCCAGGCCUUGCUCAGGCCAAGGUUUGCCGCAGAAGAUGCCCCAUAUAUUCAGUCUGCUGGGCCAUUCCCGGCCUACACUCUGGUGCAAAUCCCACAGUGGUUGUGACUGUGCACUCAGUCCCUGGCAGGAGAGGGUGGGUGAGCGAGAAAGUGUGGGGUCUGGCCAGCUGUUCUGAGUGCCAGCACAGUAGCAGGGUCUGUGCAGGGCUUGCAGCCAGACCAGGGACCAGGAGUGUCACAAGCUACUCUUGCGGUGGACUUUAGCAUCCAGACAAAGGGAAUGUGGUGGCAACUAGGCAAGGGUGUCCAUGACCCUGAAGCCUCAGAGGGGAUGUUAUAGUGUGCUAAUUAGCUCUUUUAGUACUGUUGUCUGCAGCCUGAUGAAUGGCAGCACUUUAACAGCUCUGUCAGCCCCUUACCUUGCUCCAGCCCACGACUCUGGGUCUAAUUUGGCCCUGCUACUGCUUCCUGUUGCAUGGGGUGGCUUCCCUCUGCCAGCAGAGGGCAGAGGGCCACAGUUCUUACAGCCUCCAAUAUACCUACAUUCAGUGGGUCCCAAGUUUUUGUACCAUGUCCAAGAAGAAUGAGAUCACACUGACAAUAAAUGGGUGAAGAGGUCAGGGAAGAAUUUUACUGAGCAACAAAAUAGCUCUCAGCAGAGCAGGGACAUAAGGGUGGUCUCCCACCAGAAGUCACAUGGUUUCUCUCUCUGUGUGGCUGGAUCUGAGGCUUUUAUGGGAUCAGAAUGGGCAGUGCAUGCUGAUUGGUUUGUGAGUAUGCAGAAAAGGCUAAAACAAAAGCACCACUCAAAGGUGGGCACAACAGUGUAAAAAACUAAUUAGGGAAGGGAAGGUAUAUGUAAAAUAGGUGAAGGGUGAGGAUCAAUCAGAGGAAAGUGUGCCAUAUGGAAAGAGAGGUUCUCAAUCCAGUUGUGGACUUACCCAGGAUUUUUAGCUUGGCUUUCAGGCUUUAAGCUGUCUUUGGUUUGAAGGUAGGGUUUCACCAGGGACCUGCCCCUGUCUGUCUAGGAUUUGUCUGCCUCCUGCUGCCAUCAUUAUGAGCUCCUCGAAGGCAGAAACUUAGUCUUAGGCACCUUCUUACACCCUGUCCAAUGAAAAUACCUGCCAAACCAUGUGAUUUCAGUAUGUUUCAUACAUAUUCAAACUACAUCAGAAAUGUAUUCCUUCAAGCUGUCAUCCUAACUUUUUCUUUCUUCCUUUUCUAGCCAGCUUAGAUUCCAGAAUGCAUUGAGUCAUUGUCUUAUGUCCUAAACUUCCCUGUCUCUUCUACACACUCAGUUGAAAAAGUAUUCCUAAAAUCUUGAUAAAGUUAGUUCUGUGUUUUGGAGAAGAUGGCAAAAGUGACCACAAACUGUUACUACUGCAAGUGAAUUACAAUAGUACAGCUGUCAUACUUGCCUGGUUUCAGCUUCUCAAAUAAACCAAAUGUUUCCUUGCUUAUUCUCUUUACUAUUCUUUGCUUGACAACUCAUGUUUAGGCUUCAGUUAAAAUUCCUUCCUCAGAUAUUCCUUCUUUAAUCCUGCACACUAGAUUAGUAUCACUUGCAUAUGUUUUCAUGACACAAUGUAGUUUUUAUUUUAGGACUAUUCACAACUUGAAUAAGGUGAUAACUUAUACUCUUAGUUUUUAGUGUUUAUCCCUUUCAUUAGGUCAUUGAAGACCAGUUUAGUGUCCACCUUGUUUAUCACUGUUUUCUCAGCACCUGUAAAGUUUUUAGCACAUGUAAGUGCUCAAUAAGUACUUGCUGAAUAGAUGGGUUGAAACAAAUGAGUUUUAAUUAAUUCAUGAAAUCCCUAUUUUCCAUGGUAAGAAUCUGCCUGAAUUUGUAACUCAGCCUAAUCAGAAAGAUAAUUCUGAAGAGUCAACGAGAAAGGUUUAUUUUCUUCAUAGAAAGUUGAUAAUUGUUAUUUCACUUAUUCCUUGAUCCUUGUCUAUAAUCAUUUCCAAGUAAUUUUCUUUUUCACAGUUGUGGAAACUAGUUUUCAAAACAGUUAAGUAUUUUGCUAUAGCACAAGUGAAGGGAUAAGGAAAACAAGGAAAAAAUUCUAGAUUUUUUGACACUUGACUUGGAAAUUAGAUUCCUCGUUGGACUUAUGGGAGGCUGUGUUUAGAGUUUUCCUAAGUACUCAUGUUGGAUCUAUAAUUUUUAGUCCUGUAUGUAAUUUACCCCAUACCAAUAGACUACUAAUCUGUACUCUAAAUAAUGGAUUAAAAACAAAGUUGAUGUUGAUUCAGCACUGAAGAAAGAGAAUUACCAAGCAAGUCUGGCCAUUGAGGAAAGUAUCAGAAAAGGGAGGCCUCUGAAUACCUGGGGGGAUGGCAGCCUCAAUGAGAAAUAUUUUCAGGAUUUUGUCGUCUAAGGUUAGAGGGGGAUUCCUUUUAAUUCAACAGGCAUUUGUUCAUUACCCACUAUGAAGUAAUCUCUUCCAAGGAUUGAGAAAAUAAAACAUUCCCUGCACAAGAAGUUUUAGGAGCGUUAGCCUAAGUCCAGGGACAUGACAAACCCAAUUCUUGCAAAGUUUCUUUAUCAAGUUGCUGAUCGAGCUAGAUAAAAACCUUGCUGAGAUUCAGUACGCUACUGUUGUGGCUCAGAACAUGAUAACUCAAAGUAUGGUAUCUUGGCACCUUGAGUGCUUUGAACUGAAGGAGAUCGAGAUUGGAAGGGCCUCCCAAGCAAGAUGUCUUGUCUUACUUUCUUCCACCCUCUUUUCUCCUUCUCUCUUUCUCCCUCAAAGCAGGUCAUGGAAACUAGACUUACUUACUUAUUCCCCAAGGCAUGUCAUAGAAACUAGAACUCAUCUCCCUCAAAGCAAGCCAUAAAACCUAGAGAAGUCACUCUCUGAUCUACCUCCACUGAAAGUAGUCUAUAGACCCAUAUUCCAGAGGGUCUUGCCCCAUAACUGGAGUGAAGGAGGGAAAGGGCUUCUCUACACAGAGAAGCCAAGAAGAAUCUGAACAAAUAGAUCUUGCUAAGUUCUCCUUAGUUUGUUACCAUUAGAUCAUACCCUUUUAGUCCAAUCACAUUUCUACACAGCCCUCCAUCUUUCUUUGAACCUAAGCAUUAAAAAAAACCCUGGGUUUUGGGGUUUUUAUAUUUGAUGUCUCCUGUGUCAUGUAAAACUUUGAUUAAAUCAAUUUAUUAUACUUUUGUUAAUCAGUCUUUUGUCAUAGGGGUGUUGGCCAUGGACCUUGAAUAGACGAGGAAAGGGUAUAACACCUUUUUACCCUUACACUACUUUCUUAGAUUCAAAAAUUCCCAAUUCACCACUAAUAAGAGCAGAAGUAUAGAUUUUUAAGAUGAGAAAGUGUUAAUUUGGUUGAAUCCUUGCUCAUAUCCUAGACUAACUUGGGGCCUUGGGACCUAUAGAUCCCCUGGCUCAGAGGCCCUCUGACCUAACCUGUCUCUAAUCCCUGGAGAACACGAGGGGUGUACUUUUGUAUGUCACUCCUGUAGGCUCUGUGUUAGUUCUUCCCUACUACAAGCAUGAUCCUAUGUCUAUCCCUUUUGUUCUGUGUCUGUCCUUCCUGAGCCUGGGACUACUUCUCCUGUCCUUUGGUCUGUAUAUUGCCAGCUGUGCUUCCACACACCCUACUUUUUAUCCUGCUUUUUGCAAAAUCCAGUUCCAGCACCAAGGCCUCCAAGGUAUCAGUUGGUGGAGAAUAGUGAGGAACUAUUUGGUAGUGAAGCUGGUGGGGAGUAGAGCAGAUGAGAAAUAGAUCUGGUGAAGAGGACAGAAGGAGUUGGAAAAGGGUGGGCUCCAAAAAAAGGAAAGGCCAAGAUUAAAACUUUGAAAGUAGUUUUUAGAUCCAACAGUUAUUGUAAGAGACUACAGAAAAAGAGAAGUAUCUACUUGGAGCUUCCUUCUGAGCCUCCCCCUCUGCUCUCUUCAAAAUGUUUUCAAGUUGGCAGGGUGAGGUUGCUCACGCCUAUAAUCCCAGCA
Messenger RNA from Macaca mulatta (Rhesus monkey), 10399 nucleotides. Lineage: Eukaryota; Metazoa; Chordata; Mammalia; Primates; Cercopithecidae. The record is from RefSeq and is a predicted model, not a curated record.